AUAGAUACAUACUAUCAAAACAUACUAUAUUUUAGUUUGACAGAUCUUUACUCAAGACGCCAUCUUAAUUUUAGGCCAAUUGGCUAUGGGAAAACUUGGCGAAUGCCAGCAUAUUUUAUAGGUUAAAAGCUUAACACUAAAUUUAGGAGCGCUCGCAUCCAUGCCGACUAUUCGUAAAAAAACCAGAAUUGUCAUUUAUUUUGAAUUUUCAAUAUUUGUAAAUAGUAUAGGAAUAACAACUGUGUUGAGUUAUAAUAGUAAGUUAAAUGGAGAAAAUUGAACGAGAAUACUUGCUUGGCCGUUGCAAGUGUUGUUUAGACGACACUGAUCUUCAGUCUAUGUGGGAAGAACAUUUUAUAAAUGGAGAACCUGAAGUAUAUGGUGAACUGGCUAUACAAUGUUUCGGUUUGAAUUGGCACUUAGCAAAUGAUGAGGAUGUUAUUUGCAAUGCAUGCAUUGGUAGACUACGGGAUGCUGUUAACUUUAAGAAUGAGAUUAUUGCAUCGGAACAAUUAUUACUAGAAGGACUUUCAGAUAAUAUUGUAAACAAUGAUAUUGAAGUGAAAGUGGAAUGUAUUGAUGAUUCUGAAACUGAAUACCUAGAGAUAAAUACUAAUGAGAGUAAAGACUUCAAGCAAGAAUGUGAAGAAUUUACUGAUCCACAUGAAGAAUUUAGUGAUCCACAUGAAGAAUUUAGUGAUCCACAUGAAGAAUUUGAUGAGUUUGAACAAAUACCAAACCAUCCAAAAAAUUGCCGUGGCAAAGACGGAUCAGCAUCAUAUAAACAGUACACAAGACUACAACUAAGAGAUGCUCUGAAGGCUAUUUCUGACAAAAAGAUGACGAGAAGCGAAGCCGCUAAGGCCUAUAAUAUCCCACUUAGGACUCUAUGUACUAAGAUCAAUACUAAUGCAAUUAUUGAAGUCCAAGAGGAAGAAAAGUCAAAAAACAUGAAAUUCGUAGAAGAAAUUAAAACCAUACUGAAAAAUACGAAUGCUACGCCCUUUAAAACUAAAUCAGGCCGAUACUAUUGUGUUUAUUGUUCAACUGAUGGGCGUGUGUUCCAUAAGGGGUCACACCUACGGAGUCACACUGCAACUAAACAUUAUCGAGAACGGAUCACACAAGUGGAACAUUUCAUGAAACCGUACUGGUUCAACGAAGUCCUCAAACUGGAUAUACAUGAUCUUACAUGUAAAAUAUGCAAAACUAAGUUGCCAGAAUGGAACGAUAUGUUUCAACAUUUUGCUGACAUGCACAACAUUGGAUAUGAUGAAGCAUACACAAGAGUAAUCCCGUACAGAAUCACCAAGAAACUUGAAUGUGCAUUGUGCCGGAGUGAAUUUUCAGCGUACCAUGUAUUAGAUUCUCAUAUGAACGCUCAUUAUAACAAUUAUAUAUGCCAUCAAUGUGGUGAAACAUUUUUAGCCGGAUCUCGGUUGGAUAAACAUGUCCAAGUGCACAGUCGUGGUCAGUUUCCUUGUGAGGUGUGUGGUAAAGUGUUCACUGUAGAAAAAUAUCGUAUGAAGCAUUAUAAUUAUACUCAUAAAAAGAAAAAGGUAUUUAAAUGCCUGUAUUGUGUCGAGGAGUUUGAGCUGGUAAAUCAAAGACAAGAGCACAUAAUUGAGAAACACAAGGAUGUAGCCAAUUUGUAUACAUGUCAACAUUGCGGUAAGGUAUAUUAUAAGAGGCAGAAUUUUAUACGGCAUAUGCAGAGAAGGCAUAUAAGGGACAAGAAGUAUAAAUGUAAACAUUGUGACAUGAGCUUCAUAAUGAAAUAUGAACUGAACAGUCAUAUGAUCAAACAUGUGCAGGAAAAGAAAUUCUUUUGUACAGUGUGUGAUGAAGGCUUUACAAGGAAAAUAACAUUGAAAACUCAUUUGAAGCGAAUACAUAAGCAAACAAUCACAAAUUUUUAAGCAAACAAUAUAUGACCGUUCUGAGAAUAACCGUGUUGGUUUUUUGUCAUUGCUGGUUAUACUGCAUUAUCAGUUUGUGAUAAGACUGUAUUCAGUCUGUCACCAUGAUACUUGAAGAGCGCCAAUACCCAGUCGGUGGCCAGGUCACUGACUGAUCAAGUGUCUGCCAUCUUUGAAGUAUAACUUCUUUACGCACGCAUCGUGAGUAAGCUGGUGAAUGGGUGAUGUGAGCGUUACGCACGAACACUAGCGUUACACGAACGGUGAUAUCUUGAUUAUUUCGUUCUUGAACUUCUUCAGUUGUGUGGUGACUCACACUUGUCAAAAAGUGACAAAACGAGCCAGACCUUGAACUAUUGGUAUUUGACACGCCCUGCCCCUCAAGAUGCAGUGUUGAUCAGGAUUGUUGAUCGUUGUUGACGCCGGACAAGGCCGCGGCUUUAAUGCCCACGUAGCUGGGAUUUAUGCUGAGACGAUCUGCAGUUGUCUUCCUAGGGGUUUUCUAUCAUAUAUUAGGACCCAGUGGGAGGCUCCUUUGCACAGUAUGUCGGCUAGAUUAUGGGUACCACAACGGCGCCUUUGACAGUUGUGAAGCAGUAAUGUGUAAGCAUUAUUGUGUUUUGGUCUGAAGAGCGUCGUAGCUAGUGAAAUUACUGGGCAAAUGAGACUUAAUUUAACAUCUUAUGUCCCAAGGACACAGGUUAAGGUCAGGACAAGGUCUCAGAACUUUUGGGUUUUUUAAGAAUCCUGAAUGGCACUGCAUUGUAUUGGGCAGGGCGUAUCAAUUACUAUCAGCUGAUUAUCCUGCUCGUUCUGGUCGAUUUGUACAAAACAGGUAUUCACAUCCUAUAUUUUAAUAAUAACUGAAUUCACACCAAAUCACACAGAUUAACAAUCAGAAUUUAUUCAAUUAGAAUAUAUUAAAUGGUAUUAGAUCACGGCAGCCAUGAUUGUUUGUUGGAAGCAAAUAAACAGGGUCCAACCAAAAAAAAUCACAUACGUGAAAGCGAUAGCAGAUAGUGUAGUGUAUCUCGCUUACUCUCAAUUCCAACGUAAGUUAUGUGUCUCUGUCACAUUAUUAUUAUUUUAGUGACGCAUCUUUGUUUUAUUAAAAUAAGGAAAAAUACGAGCAGCACGUUCAGCUGUUGGUAAUUGAUACACCCUGCCCAUUACAAUGCAGUGCACGAUUAUUGAAAAACCCCAAAAAUUCUGAGCGGCAUUACAACUGCGGUCGUCACCUUGAGGCAUAAGUUGUCAAGUCUCCUUUGCCCAGUAAUUUCACAAGCUACAGCGCCCUUCAGACCGAAACACAGUAAUGUUUACACAUUACUGCUUCACAGCUGAAAUAGGCGCUGUUGUGGUACCCCUAAUUUAGCCGGCAUUCGGUGCACAGGAGCCUCCCACUGGUGAUGUAAUGUUCAUCGUCUAUCUACAAUGUAACUAGCCGCAGCUGUCAAUUUUAAAAUUGAGUACAGAGUACUCUUAAAUGUCCUUAAUACGUCUGAGAUACGCCGGUGCAACGUGUUAUUAUUACGAGUGGCUCGACUAGAGGAAUUUUGAUGUUUUUUUUAUUGCAAUUCAGAACUUUACUUGCAGCUGACUGUCGCCUAGCUUGACUCACUUGAGAAACGUAUCCAUAUUUUUAUGUCUGUCUUCAGUAUGCUAUCUUAUUUUACUACCGUGCAUAGACACAGUUGAUUCCAUAAACUGAAUUGUGAUCGGUUCUAAAAUGGAUAGGUUAUUUCUAGUUUUUAAUAAAUUAAUAUAAAAAAUAUUGUAUAGGUAGUAAAUAUAUAUUAAAUAAAAUGUUAUACAUAAAA
Leptidea sinapis is the source of this 3739-nucleotide messenger RNA. RefSeq names its product zinc finger protein 436-like. The transcript has 5 exons. The record is from RefSeq and is a predicted model, not a curated record. Bases 267 to 1919 code for a protein of 550 amino acids. Lineage: Eukaryota; Metazoa; Arthropoda; Insecta; Lepidoptera; Pieridae. Gene Ontology annotation, biological process: regulation of transcription by RNA polymerase II. Gene Ontology annotation, molecular function: zinc ion binding; RNA polymerase II transcription regulatory region sequence-specific DNA binding; DNA-binding transcription factor activity, RNA polymerase II-specific. Gene Ontology annotation, cellular component: nucleus.